Hyalella azteca is the source of this 2360-nucleotide messenger RNA. RefSeq names its product plasmanylethanolamine desaturase (gene Kua). The record is from RefSeq and is a predicted model, not a curated record. Gene Ontology annotation, molecular function: oxidoreductase activity. Lineage: Eukaryota; Metazoa; Arthropoda; Malacostraca; Amphipoda; Hyalellidae. Bases 162 to 1025 code for a protein of 287 amino acids. The transcript is spliced from 5 exons.
CUCUGCUCAGAGUUGACUCAGUUCAGGCUCCAGGCUUGACAUAGGAGUGGCAUCGCGCAAGUGUCGCUUGCAGGUUGCAGCUAGUGAAUAGUGAUCAGUUGAGCGUUGAGGUGUCUGAUGCUGGUUAUCAUAAGUGUUAUGUGAUAUGUUAGUACGUAGUGAUGAUUGCCCAGCCUGCCGUAGUGUAUCAGCAAGAAGAAUGCCUUUUCUCGAAUUCAAUGUUGGAAGAUGAUCCAAAUGAUAACUCGGCAACAAACGAGGAAGAAAAAAUAAAGCCCCGAUGGGGCCCCGGACACAAAGGGGCCCAGGAGCUUGCUGGACUCUACAGCAGAGGGAAGCGAAUCCAAGAAGUGGUGUGUGUGUGGAUCUGCUUGGCCUUAAUUGUGGUGGACCUUUACUUCAUGGUUGCUCACUUCAAUUAUGAGCGACUGCCCACCAUCUUACUGGCUGCUUUUGCGGGCAUUAUCACUGCUGAUUUUUUAUCCGGUCUUGUACACUGGGCUGCCGACAGCUGGGGCUCUAUUGAACUCCCGGUUUUAGGUAAGAAUUUCAUCCGUCCAUUUCGGGAGCACCACAUAGACCCCACCUCCAUCACCCGCCAUGACUUCAUCGAGACCAAUGGAGAUAACUUCAUGCUGUGCAUCCCAGCGCUGCUCUACAUCAGCUGCUGCUUCCUGAGCCGUCCCGUGCAAGUGCUCCAGCAAGACUAUGCAUUCUUCUCGUAUCUCUUCCUGCUGGCGAUCUUCGUGGCGCUCACCAACCAGAUUCACAAAUGGUCGCACACAUACUUCGGCUUGCCUCGCUGGGUCACCGUGCUCCAGGACCUGCAUAUCGUGUUGCCGAAGCGUCACCACCGCACUCACCACGUCGCACCCCACGAGACUUAUUUUUGCAUCACCACGGGCUGGCUCAACUAUCCCCUAGAGAAGCUCGGCUUCUGGGGGGCCCUAGAGCAAAUUAUUGAAUUUGUGACGGGCUGCAAGCCCAGAGCUGAUGACUUGAAGUGGGCUCAGAAGAGGACGUGAAGCUUUCGCCACUAUUAUCAACUGUUGCCUUCCUUAGAUUCUCUUCCGAUAAGAGUGUUUUAAUUCCUCUGUUAAUUGCUCUGGUUGGGAAUUAUUUAAUAUCGUUGAAAGGUUUAGCCGAAUGUUAUAGGCCUUGCCUGAUAUUGUUGUGUCGGCCAUGGGGAAGGCGAAUACGCCGUCUAAUCUUUAUACGUGACCAAUGUACAUAAAGAAUUUAUCGUGAAUUUAUAUCGUUGCAUAUCGUGUUGGAGACUUGAUAAACAUUGGAAAUGAACAGUUAACGAUUGUAUUGCUCAUUUUGGUUAGAAGAUAGCUAUUCUUAUAAUAAAGUGUCGCGAUCGCAACUUCUUUUAGCGGACUGAGUCAAAAUCCGGUGAAAUUUUAUCUUAGAACAUAAGAUGAUUGUUCAUCAUCAACGCCCUUGUGCCUCCGAGGACUCAGGUACAGCCUGUUGAUUUAAUAUACGAUUGCUUUUCAGCUACGAAAUUUCCUAUCAAUUUCGCUGCAAAGACCCACCUAAACUGUCUAACCACACUUAAAUACUGCUUUUAACUUUUAAUCAAGAGCUCAUCACAAUCACAUGAGUUGUUUUGGCUUAACUGGGCCACUUCACGUGACGAAUUUGUCUGUAAACAUAUCGUGCAAUUUGUUCCUCGACGGCCUGUAUCAUCAUCGAGAUUGUUCAAUGGUAAGCAACAAAAACUGCCACUUUAUUCUAACACGCAUUCUAUUUUAUAUGGGCUCACGUUGGUUAUUUAGUACUUUAUAUUAUUAAUCUCAAUCACAAACUAUUGCUAUAUUGUAAUCAAUGUCGUAAGGAUAGUAAUUAUUAUCUUGACGCACAAACAAGUAUUCAGACUUCAACAUAUUUUCUGUUUAAUUAUUGCCAGUUAUGAAACGUUUUUCAGUUUAGACUGGUAUAUAAUUCGUGUCAUGUUUGCACGUCACAUAUAUACUAUUGGUGGUAUUAAUUAGUCUGAAAUCAACAUAGAUAAACCUUUCAAUUUAUUGUUGUGACAGCUAUUUUCCUCACUUAUUGCCCUUUACAUCAACUUCUACGCUUACAUGUUAACGUUUUACAAGACUAUUCUUGCUCGCAACAACAUUAAGUCAAUACUUCGGAUUCUAUAACUUUGAAAUGGGACUUAAUUUGCGAUAAUUUGUCAAAGGCUUUAAUGCAAGGUGAUAACUCCCCACCCUGUUCCUAUAGUAUUGGGCUCGCGUGUUUCGGGCUCACCCUUAGUCAGAGCGUCUCAACAACCUCCUAUGUUUGAAGCACAAGUCCAUGAAACGACUGAAACAUUGCAGAUUUUUCACAUAAAAUUCUUUUAUGAA